Molecule: messenger RNA, 2533 nt
Organism: Homo sapiens (human)
Lineage: Eukaryota; Metazoa; Chordata; Mammalia; Primates; Hominidae
Gene: SLC17A2
Product: solute carrier family 17 member 2
Exons: 12
Coding region: 499-1818 (439 amino acids)
Biological process (GO): urate transport; sodium ion transmembrane transport; transmembrane transport
Cellular component (GO): plasma membrane; apical plasma membrane
Molecular function (GO): urate transmembrane transporter activity; transmembrane transporter activity
Source: RefSeq, a predicted model, not a curated record
AAACCUGUUGCCGUCUGACUGCCACGUGGCUCACUAUUUAUCCCUGUAAAAAUCUGCAAAAGUAUUUGAAAGGGAAGAAGGGACAGAAAACUCCCUCCUUUUCCAAGUUAGCCUUAUAGUCUAGGGCUUAAAAUACUGGUUUAAUGGUGAAGGUAAGUGCUUUUCUUCUUUUUGGGUAGAAGGAUUAUUACUAACUUACCAAAGGUCCAUUAAGGGGAGGGAACAGUUUUAGGAGAAGUCAGAGAAAAGACAUUAACAGCAACAUAAGGAUCUCCAUCUGGUAAUAUUGCCUAAUUCCAAAAUGAAGAGACUCUCUGAAAAAGAUAACUGAUUCAAUGAAGACCCUAGGGCAAGGCUUGAGAAGCCACUGGUACCAAUGGACACUGUGGACAAUGGUCAUUUCUCCAAGGACGCUAUAAAAGACUGUCGUAGUAAAAGAGAUUCAGGGCACAGGGAAACUCCACCACAAAGCGUGGUACCAUUUCCCACAGAAGCUAAAUGGACGGGAAGCCUGCCACCAGGAAAGGUCCAGAUUUCUGUUCAUUACGCUAUGGGCUGGCUCUUAUCAUGCACUUCUCAAACUUCACCAUGAUAACGCAGCGUGUGAGUCUGAGCAUUGCGAUCAUCGCCAUGGUGAACACCACUCAGCAGCAAGGUCUAUCUAAUGCCUCCACUGAGGGGCCUGUUGCAGAUGCCUUCAAUAACUCCAGCAUAUCCAUCAAGGAAUUUGAUACAAAGGCCUCUGUGUAUCAAUGGAGCCCAGAAACUCAGGGUAUCAUCUUUAGCUCCAUCAACUAUGGGAUAAUACUGACUCUGAUCCCAAGUGGAUAUUUAGCAGGGAUAUUUGGAGCAAAAAAAAUGCUUGGUGCUGGUUUGCUGAUCUCUUCCCUUCUCACCCUCUUUACACCACUGGCUGCUGACUUCGGAGUGAUUUUGGUCAUCAUGGUUCGGACAGUCCAGGGCAUGGCCCAGGGAAUGGCAUGGACAGGUCAGUUUACUAUUUGGGCAAAGUGGGCUCCUCCACUUGAACGAAGCAAGCUCACCACCAUUGCAGGAUCAGGGUCAGCAUUUGGAUCCUUCAUCAUCCUCUGUGUGGGGGGACUAAUCUCACAGGCCUUGAGCUGGCCUUUUAUCUUCUACAUCUUUGGUAGCACUGGCUGUGUCUGCUGUCUCCUAUGGUUCACAGUGAUUUAUGAUGACCCCAUGCAUCACCCGUGCAUAAGUGUUAGGGAAAAGGAGCACAUCCUGUCCUCACUGGCUCAACAGCCCAGUUCUCCUGGACGAGCUGUCCCCAUAAAGGCGAUGGUCACAUGCCUACCACUUUGGGCCAUUUUCCUGGGUUUUUUCAGCCAUUUCUGGUUGUGCACCAUCAUCCUAACAUACCUACCAACGUAUAUCAGUACUCUGCUCCAUGUUAACAUCAGAGAUAGUGGAGUUCUGUCCUCCCUGCCUUUUAUUGCUGCUGCAAGCUGUACAAUUUUAGGAGGUCAGCUGGCAGAUUUCCUUUUGUCCAGGAAUCUUCUCAGAUUGAUCACUGUGCGAAAGCUCUUUUCAUCUCUUGGGCUCCUCCUUCCAUCAAUAUGUGCUGUGGCCCUGCCCUUUGUGGCCUCCAGUUACGUGAUAACCAUUAUUUUGCUGAUACUUAUUCCUGGGACCAGUAACCUAUGUGACUCAGGGUUUAUCAUCAACACCUUAGAUAUCGCCCCCAGAUAUGCAAGUUUCCUCAUGGGAAUCUCAAGGGGAUUUGGGCUCAUCGCAGGAAUCAUCUCUUCCACUGCCACUGGAUUCCUCAUCAGUCAGGUUGGGCCAGUUUAUUGAACAUCUUCAAGUGGCAGGAUUUUGAGUCUGGUUGGAGGAAUGUCUUUUUCCUGUCUGCUGCAGUCAACAUGUUUGGCCUGGUCUUUUACCUCACGUUUGGACAAGCAGAACUUCAAGACUGGGCCAAAGAGAGGACCCUUACCCGCCUCUGAGGACAUAAAGUUACAAACUUAAAUGUGGUACUGAGCAUGAACUUUUUAAACAUUUUUUACUUCUCUCCAUAUUCCUGACCAUAGACUCAGCAGUUCUUAACUCUGGCUGUGUGUUAGUCUUCCCUGGGGAGCCUUUAUAAGACACUGAUACUUGGGACCCACUCCAGAGAUUCUGAAUGAAUUGGUCUGGGGUGGAACCCAGAUACUACUAAUUUUUAGAUACUCCUUAGAGGUUUCUAGCAUGCGCCCGGGGUUGACAACAGCUGGACAAACUUGAAAAGUCAAUUCAUGUGGCCUUUGAAUUUUCCUCAUUGGAAAGUACUAAAUAAAUAAAAAUUCAUGUGAAAAUGAUCACUGAUAAAUAUCUUCAUGGUGGGGCAGGUUAUUGGAUGCAGAGAAGAUCUGCUCGGAAUUGUAGCCAUAUGUUACAGAUCUCAGCACCGAUCGGAACUGUAAAGCUAUAAUCCCCAGAAUUAAAGUUUUUAUUAUUUUUUAUACAUUGUAAAACAUAGACGUUUAUUUAUGUGAUUAAAUUCUAUUAAAAUUUACAUGCUAAAAUAAAA